AUGUUGCUCCUGUGUGUCCCGUUGCAGAACCCAGAAGGAAGACAAAUAAUUGAUGACAUGGUGGCUCUAUACCGCAAAAGGAGCGCAGUGUCAGACCAUCCAGCCCUGAAGGCUGAGAAUGGCCGUUGUCCCACAGCCGAGUGUGCCCUUGAUGUUGAGAGCAUAGUUUUCCUGAUUUAUGCCCUAUAUGUCAUCGGUGGUACAUUGACAUGGGGGAGUUUUGAAGUCCAUUGUCAACAUCACAUCAAUCACCCAGCAGCAAUUUCACUAGAGUAUGGUUUCCUGGAAGUCUGUGGAAUGCUUGCAUGGCCCAGAUUCUGCCCCCAAUGUCUCAGCAAUAAAUGCAAGGAAUCACACAUCGCAUCUACGAUAUGGCGCAGUUUAGAACCGGCAUUGGAGAGUGAAGUGCCUAAUACUCCACAAGUUGUGGCGGAUCACAAUACCAAACUGGAAGCUCAUGUCAACCCUCCUGAGAGCUUUAAGUGCAAUGGAAUUGAUACUGACAAUGAGGGAAAGGUGGAGCGCCCAAGAAGACAGCGAAAGAGCCCAUUAAUAUUCAUGGUGACUGGUGCUGCGGAACCUGCGGUUGUGGGGACCGGCCUUGCUGGCAUGGAUCUCUUCUUCGGUCAGAAAACAUUCUCUUUAGUCCUUUCGGUCCCAGAUCAUGCCUUGGCUUUCUCCCGAUACUGGUCGUCCUUCUUCGACCAAUUCCUUAAAUUUCGUACUUCUCCUCCCGAAGACAGCACGCGUUUGACCUUUCCAUAA
Molecule: messenger RNA, 765 nt
Organism: Paracoccidioides brasiliensis Pb18
Exons: 2
Coding region: 1-765 (254 amino acids)
Source: RefSeq, a predicted model, not a curated record